Cuscuta europaea is the source of this 1598-nucleotide messenger RNA. The record is from the annotation of a GenBank genome assembly. NCBI's taxonomy places the organism in Eukaryota, Viridiplantae, Streptophyta, Magnoliopsida, Solanales, Convolvulaceae.
AUUAAUAUUCCAGGAGAUACCCUUCUUAGCUCCUGAAGUUUCCCAGAACACUCUUUUCUGGCAAAAACGAAAAUAACCCCUUCCCCCAAAUCCCGAUGCCUCCUCCUUCUACGCUAUCUGUACCAGCUCUGCUCUAACUCCAAUCCUGCUUUCUCUUUUGGUUCAGUUUCCAUGGACCAAAAUUCCGCCUUUCCGACAAGCUGGCCAGAACGGCGUCGUUCCUAGAUCGUGUGACGCCCUCCAUUCAAGUCUCAGAUCUGGUGACGUGACCACGCAAUCCUGCCCCUCGUAUUUAUACAUUCUUUUAAUACAGAAGAAUCAAUUUAAGCAAACAAAGGAUCCGGUGAAGAAUGGACGGAGAUGAACUUCGAUCAAUUCUGUCAAAUUCGAAAACGGAUGUGUGGACGCUGAUUGGGACGGCGAUAGAGGUGGCAUCGGUGGACUACGCCGAUGAGUUGAAGGAUCGGCGCGACAGAAUCGUUGAGAAACUGUACUCGAUUCGCUGCCGAAACUGCAGCGACCAAGUCAACGGUCACUUCGGUGCCGACGAUGUUGUGAACUUCAAUAGUGUUAUUAGUAAGAGUCCUUCGAGCCCGGAGUCUAACCAUCCUCGUCAUGUUGAUGAUGAACGGGAAGAAGGUGAACGAGAAGAAGAUGAUGAUGAUGAUGCUGAUCCGUAUGGAGGUCUGUUUGACGAUGAGCAGACUAAAAUUCUAAGAAUCAGAGAGGAGCUUGAAGAUCCAGAACAGUCUGAAGAGUCUGUGAUUGAGUUGCUGCAAAACCUUGAAGAUAUGGAUAUUACGUUUCAAGCUCUGAAGGAAACUGAUAUCGGAAGGCACGUGAAUCGACUGAGGAAGCAUCCAUCAAAUGAAGUGAAGAGAUUGGUGAAACAGCUAGUCAGAAAAUGGAAAGAAACUGUAGAUGAAUGGGUUAGGCUUAACCAACCAGAACAAGCUUCUUCAAAUCUAAUAGCUGAGGGAGACUCGCCCCAGCAGAACUUGUACAAGAGUCAACAGAAUGGUCAUCAUCAGGUACCCGAUUUUGGAUAUUCUCCAAAUCCAAGAAAUGGGAGCUCAAGCUUAGACCGGAAUAAUUCAGAACAGGAACAGAAGCCAAGAUCAGUCUCUAGGAAUGGAACUCCUAAUAAACCAUUUCAAUAUGCUCCAAAGCCAGCUUCAGCUCCUCCUCCAUCUAGGCCUCCAAGGGAAUCAGUGGUAGAUGUGGAAAAGCUAAAUUCAGCUAGGAGGCGGCUUCAAGAGAACUACCAAGAAGCACAAAAUGCAAAAAAGCAAAGGACAAUACAAGUGAUGGAUAUUCAUGAGAUUCCAAAACCAAAGAACACCUUCUUUGCCAAGAAUAAAGGCAGCUUUCAGGGAAGGCAGCACCGUUAAUGCGUUGAAUAGCCCUAUUUGAGUGUACAAAUAAUACUCUGCUUUAUUUUUACGGUGCACUCCGACAUUUUGUGAUAAUGGGAUUUUACCCAAAAGUGGGAAAUCCCUAUUCCUGUACUUUUUUUAUUUUAUUUUCUUGCCACUAUAAUUAAGCACACAGGCCUUUCUAUUCAUAUAUAAAGAUUACCUUCUUGGAUUUGGAUAAUA